GGAGCCGGUUUCCCAGACAGCGGCCAGAUGAGCGCCGGGCAGUGAGGGAGGCGAUGGUGUACGCGGCGCUGGUGUCCGCCUUGGCGGGCUGUCUCCUGACUCUCCUCCUGCAGCUUCUCCUGCUGUUCCGCCACCGCCGCCCCGAACCCCUAGCCCGGCCCCCCCCGCCCCGGCCCGUACAGCCCGACGCCUCCCUGCGGGACUACCUGAAGGCAGAGCCGGGGGGGCCGGCGGCGGAGAGUUGCCAGUUCCUAAACACCAUCUUCCUCUUCCUGUUCCGCGAACUCCGGGACACGGCGCUGCUCCGCCGCUGGCUCAGCAAGAAGAUCCGAGUGGAGCUGGAGGAGCUGCUACAGAGCCGCACGGCGGGCCGCCUGCUGGAGGGCCUGAGCCUGAGGGACAUCUCCCUGGGGGAGGCGCUGCCGGUCUUCCGCUCCGUCCGGCUCCUCAGCGCCCCCGGGGAGCCCCUGCCCGACGAGCUGCAGUUCGAGAUGGAGAUGGAGUACAGCGGGGGCUGCCGCCUGGCCAUAGAUGUGGAGCUGGUGUUCGGCAAGUCCGCCUCCCUGUCCGUCCGCCUGGGCCGGGUGAUUGGCCGCCUGCGCCUCGUCUUCUCCCGCCUGCCCUUCCCUCACUGGGCCUUCUGCUUCCUGCCCGACCCCACCAUCGACUUCCACGUACAGUCCCAGUUCGAGGGUCGCCCCAUGCCCCAACUCACCUCCAUCAUCGUCACCCAGCUAAAGAAGGUCAUCAAGCGAAAGCACACCCUGCCCAACUACAAGAUCAGGUACAAACCAUUCUUCCCAAUACAAGUGCAGCCGCCCGAGACGGAUUUGGAGGAGCGCUCCCUCUUCUUACAGGACAUGGGAUUAACCGAGGGGCGCUUGAAGGUCUCUGUGACAGAGUGCAGCAGGCUUCUGGUAUUUGAGCUGAGCCCCACAAGCAAGGUGGAGCUGAUUAAAGGGAAUUCCCCGAGCUUCGGAUUAAUAAUGGUUCAAGCAAGGGACGGAGACACGGGACACGUCUGUGUUGAAUCGGUGACCCCAAAUUCUCCGGCAGCCUCCGUGGAUCUGAAGAAAGGAGAUCGCCUUAUUGCCAUAGGAGGCAUAAAAGUGACCUCCUCAAUUCAAGCUUCGAAGUUAAUCAAGCAAGCCGGUGACAGAACCCUGGUGUUCUACGAGAGGCCCGCUGGUCAGAACCAGUCCGCUGGCAGCUUGCCGGAGAACCUUGGGCAGCUGGAAGACCCGGCAUUCGCUGCCUCCGCCUUUCCCCAAACCUUUGAAGAGGACUCCGUCAGCUUCAUUGUGGAUCCAGAGAACAAAGAGUUGGAUUCGGAGUUUGAGGACCUCGCCAAUGAGGUCAAACCACCCGGAGAGUCCAAAGAGGACUCUGUUUCUGUGACCCAGAGCCCUAAACGCACGGUGGCAACACUUUAUACCAAGCCCUUAGGGUCCGUAUCCCCUAUUCUCAACAGGAAGGCGAAUUUGCCAAGUCACCAAACACCUUCGAAGACCCAACCCAAAGUGAAUAAAACUGCCCCGCCAGAAACCCAAGACUCCACACCGCAAAACAGGGCUUCUCCUGCCAACAAGCCUCCAGUGCCGCCACGGCCUCAAGUAAAGCUGACUCUAACUUCAUGUGAGAAUCCGAGUGCUCCAGAGACGGGAGAAGCCACUGUAGAAAAGCCAGAAAGACCACCGCCGCCAUCGUUAAAUGGAGAUAAACAGCCGGAAAAAAGUGCAAAAACCACCGAGACGGUCGAUGAAGCACCGGUCCAGAAACCCAGUUCUGUUAAACAGGACGUCGCCAAGGAUAAAAUAUCCGAAAGUUCCUGCAGCACAAAAGACAGCGUGGACGAUCCGCACAUCUGGGAGUCGAAGGAGAUACUGUACAGGAACAAGCAAGGGCGUUGGACAAGGUCCUCCUGUCUAUUCGAUGUGGAAAAUUAUCACCGGUAUCUGAACGUCGCCCUGUGGUGCAGAGACUCCUUCAAAACGGGGAGCCUCUGCUGCGUGGGGCACAUCAGUAUCCGACUGGAAGACAUUGCCUUAGAGUGCCUGGCCACCGCCUCGCUGGAGUACCUGACCAGUUUUAAGCUCAACCCCACCGAACCUAGAGCCUCCGUCAGUAGAACUGCAUUGAGAAACCUGAGCAUGCAUAAGGGGUUCAACGAAAAAUAUUGCUACGGGGAUGUCACGUUAAACUUCAAAUAUCUGAUGGAGGGCGAGUCCGAGACGUCUAGCAUGUUGUCAGAAAGAGAGCGGGACGUCGGCUUCCAGGACGACGGUUCCUCGCUGCAGAAGGAGGAGCUUCCCGUCCCCCCGAUGAUAUUUGCUGAGUCCAAACACAACUUCCAAGACACGCAGUUCCAGAACUCCACCUUGUGCGAUUACUGUAAAAGGAAGGUGUGGACCAAGGCCGCUUCCCAGUGUAUAAACUGCGGCUACGUGUGUCAUAAGAAAUGCCAGGAGAAGUGCUUGAACGAAAAUCCUUACUGCGUUGCUUCUGAUAAAAGGGUCGACCCCGAGUCGAAGUCUUUGGGGAACAGAACUACAGGCAUUACCAGGCACAUUAUAAACACUAGUUCCCGCCUCUUGAACCUACGCCAGGCUCCCAAGCUGCGGCAGCCGGAGCAAGGUUGCGAUUUGGUGGAGCCGUCGCCAAAGCACACGCCGAAUACUUCAGACAAUGAAAGUAGCGACACGGAGACAUGUGGGUCAAGUAGUCCAUCAAAAAGAGCGUCCGGCGGCAGCGGGAAAUUGGCUCGCAGAGACGGCGGCCUGGACGAUAGCGUCUUCAUUGCGGUGAAGGAGAUCGGCCGAGACCUUUACAGAGGCUUGCCGACUGAAGAACGGAUACAGAAGCUGGAGUUCAUGUUGGAUAAACUGCAGAACGAGAUCGACCAAGAGCUGGAGCACAAUAACUCCCUGGUGAAGGAAGAGAAAGACGCCACCGAGGCGCGACGGAAAGCCCUCCUAUCUGCCGCCUUGUCCAAAUCCAGCGAGAGGCUUCAGGCCCUGACGUUGCUCAUGAUUCACUACAGAGCCGGCAUCGAGGACAUCGAAUCCCUGGAAAACUCCUCCCUGGCCCAACCUCGGAAAAACGCUAAAUGCGAAGAAGAGGCCGUCGUUGCGGCGGAGGCAGAUAACCACGACGAGGAUGAGGAUGACGUAGGCCAAGCGGAAAGCGAGACUCUCAGCUGCGUAUCUCCAGAGGACAAGCUUCCUGCUUCACUUGAACCCGAGCAGUAGGGGGCGCUACGUGUUCUCUGGGGCGUUCUAACCACUCAUUAUUUGCACUUAAUAAAGGCAUAUCGUGUAGGC
This is a messenger RNA of Xenopus tropicalis (tropical clawed frog), 3320 nucleotides long. RefSeq names its product PDZ domain containing 8 (gene pdzd8). Gene Ontology annotation, molecular function: diacylglycerol binding; lipid binding; mitochondrion-endoplasmic reticulum membrane tether activity. NCBI's taxonomy places the organism in Eukaryota, Metazoa, Chordata, Amphibia, Anura, Pipidae. Gene Ontology annotation, biological process: mitochondrial calcium ion homeostasis. Gene Ontology annotation, cellular component: mitochondria-associated endoplasmic reticulum membrane contact site; mitochondrion; membrane. The record is from RefSeq and is marked provisional.